Molecule: messenger RNA, 381 nt
Organism: Debaryomyces fabryi
Lineage: Eukaryota; Fungi; Ascomycota; Pichiomycetes; Serinales; Debaryomycetaceae
Exons: 2
Coding region: 1-381 (126 amino acids)
Biological process (GO): protein insertion into ER membrane
Cellular component (GO): endoplasmic reticulum membrane
Molecular function (GO): protein folding chaperone
Source: RefSeq, a predicted model, not a curated record
AUGGCACCAAAAGUUAUCAGAGAAGAUUUAGUCGUACCAUACAGGCAUGUACCAGCCAAGGCACGUUCAGAAGCUACUGGAAUGGUAGCACAAUCCUUGCCAAUGGCAGCUAUGUUUAUGAAAAAUAAAUUGUUAUCUUGGACUUCAUUAUUUUUGGCUAUACAGUCAUACUUAAACGAUCCUAUCAAUAAACAGGACGAUCCAGAAAGCACACAACAACCACCACUUUUAAAGAUUGUUUUUGCUUUAAUUGCUGUUUGUACCUGCUACAUUGAUUUGAUUUUCCCAAAGACUAAUCCAGCUGCAAAGGCAGGCAAUUUAGCCCAAACUGUCAGUGCAACUGUAUCGUCCGUAAUCUCUUCUGCUACUGGUAGUAACUAA